AACUGCAUCCGCCGCCAAGACUCAGCGAGGCCGCUGUCACUGUCCCAGUCUCCACCGCCGUUGCGCCGCCGCCACCACCGCCACCAUGGCUCAGUACAAGGGCGCUGCCAGCGAGGCGGGCCGUGCAAUGCACCUGAUGAAGAAGCGGGAGAAGCAGCGUGAGCAGAUGGAGCAAAUGAAGCAAAGGAUUGCCGAGGAGAACAUAAUGAAAUCCAACAUUGACAAGAAGUUUUCUGCACACUACGAUGCUGUAGAGGCGGAGCUCAAGUCCAGCACCGUGGGUCUUGUGACGUUGAAUGACAUGAAGGCCAAGCAAGAGGCGCUGGUGAAGGAGAGGGAGAAGCAGCUGGCCAAAAAGGAGCAGUCAAAAGAGCUGCAGCUGAAGCUAGAAAAACUGCGAGAGAAGGAGCGCAAGAAAGAGGCCAAGCGGAAGAUCUCUAGCCUGUCCUUCACCUUGGAGGAAGAAGAGGAGGGAGGUGAAGAGGAGGAAGAGGUGGCCAUGUAUGAGGAAGAGCUGGAGAGGGAAGAGAUCACCACGAAGAAAAGGAAAUUGGGGAAGAAUCCAGAUGUGGAUACAAGCUUCUUACCUGAUCGAGACCGGGAGGAGGAGGAGAAUCGGCUCCGGGAAGAGCUGCGUCAGGAGUGGGAAGCCAAGCAGGAGAAGAUUAAAAGUGAAGAGAUUGAAAUCACCUUCAGUUACUGGGAUGGCUCUGGACACCGACGCACAGUCAAGAUGAAAAAGGGCAACACGAUGCAGCAGUUCCUGCAGAAGGCACUUGAGAUCCUGCGUAAGGACUUCAGUGAGCUCAGGUCAGCGGGGGUGGAACAGCUCAUGUACAUCAAGGAAGACUUAAUCAUCCCUCAUCAUCACAGCUUCUAUGACUUCAUUGUCACUAAGGCACGAGGGAAGAGUGGGCCACUGUUCAACUUCGAUGUUCAUGAUGAUGUACGGCUUCUCAGUGAUGCCACCGUGGAGAAGGAUGAGUCACAUGCAGGCAAAGUGGUGCUGAGGAGCUGGUAUGAAAAGAACAAGCACAUCUUCCCUGCCAGCCGCUGGGAGCCCUAUGACCCGGAGAAGAAGUGGGACAAGUACACGAUCCGGUGAGCAUCCAAGAGGUGACAUGGCCUUGGUUCUCCCCAGCGCACCCCAUGUCUCCAGUGGUCCAGGUGCCCACCUUCCCUGGGAUCGUGGUAUAGCAUGCUGGGAGGAUGGUAGCUGCUCAUCCCCUGGCCCUUGGCGUUCUCGUUAAUGCUUUUUCUUCCUUUUACAAUAAAAAAAAAAAAAGCACAUGCAGAGCUGGAGUGCCCACA
Jaculus jaculus (lesser Egyptian jerboa) is the source of this 1311-nucleotide messenger RNA. It is a transcript of the gene Fam50a, whose product is annotated as family with sequence similarity 50 member A. Gene Ontology annotation, biological process: chromatin organization. The coding region runs from base 86 to 1105 and encodes 339 amino acids. The transcript is spliced from 13 exons. Gene Ontology annotation, cellular component: nucleus. Lineage: Eukaryota; Metazoa; Chordata; Mammalia; Rodentia; Dipodidae. The record is from RefSeq and is a predicted model, not a curated record.